Molecule: messenger RNA, 1659 nt
Organism: Pediculus humanus corporis (human body louse)
Lineage: Eukaryota; Metazoa; Arthropoda; Insecta; Psocodea; Pediculidae
Product: class A rhodopsin-like G-protein coupled receptor GPRnna17, putative
Exons: 2
Coding region: 1-1659 (552 amino acids)
Biological process (GO): G protein-coupled receptor signaling pathway
Cellular component (GO): membrane
Molecular function (GO): G protein-coupled receptor activity
Source: RefSeq, a predicted model, not a curated record
AUGGUGUCCUGCCUUUCAUUGCUCCCUAUAACGUUUGCCGACAACGGUUUGUCGACGGUAAAUAAUUAUUUAUGUUUCGCCGAACAAUUCCUAUCGAUAUUUUGUUCGACAGCAAUCGUUUAUUCCGUAUUAUUGAUCGCAAUAGAUCAAUAUUUUGCUGUCGUUAAUCCGUUGCAUUAUCAUUGCAUAAUAAGCACUUGGAAAGGAUAUCUAAUGAUUUUUGCCACGUGGGGAUUUUCUGCGAGUUUGGCACUUCUCGGUUCCGUACAACCAGAUUUUGGAUUUUUUCAAAAAAUCAAUUUUGAUAAAUGCGAUUCGACAACCGAAUCCAAAAAUUUGAAAAUGACGGAAGAUUCGAAAAAUUCUUCAAGCGGUGACGAUAACGAAGAAACGACAGAUGGUCCAAACGUUUAUAGGAUAAUAUUUUGCGUUACUUAUGCCACGACAGCAUUUCUAAUACCCUUCGGAUUUAUAUGUUACAUUUACUACAGCAUAUGCGUGGCAGCUUCGGGAAAUAGUAAAAGAGCGAGAACUGGCGUAUUGAACAACAACAACGACGACGCACAAAUAAUAAGUAAAAAAAUUGAAAAUUUAAACGAGAGCAACGAUAAUAAGAGUAAAAAAACGUGUUCUCGCGAAUCGUGGCAGAAACAAAGAAAUUCAACGGAUUUUUAUUUACCCGAUUCGAGCGAUUGUUCGUCGUUACAACCGUCGUUUGUCGUCACGAGACCGAGUCCGCCGAAACCGUUAAAUAAAACCGAUGAAUCCGGAUUCGUUGAAAAAAACGAUAUAAAAGCAAAUUAUGAUAAGGUUAAUGAUAACGUUAAAGUGACAAUAGAAAGUGAAGUGCCUUUAUUAAAACCGACUUUGAAAAACAAUACGUCAUUUACAAAAUUAUCGUCGUUACACAUUCAAUUUUCUAAUUCCACUGAAAAAAUGACGGAUACGAAUCAAACCGGAAGGAGACAUUCGAACAUUCUUUUAACAACGGUCGAUCCAGAAUUCGAAAACAUAACGAAGGGUAGAUCACCGUCGGUACAAUCUAAUUUUUACGAAAUACAAAAUAAUCGUUCGUCUUUCAGCACUAGAUCCACGACAGCAUCCUCAACUCAAUGUCAAUCUAGUCGUUCAUCCUCGAUAUAUUCAUCAACAGCCGUUAGACAACCGCCAAGCAGAGCAUCGAGCAUAAAAUCAACAUCUAGCUACAUAGUACAUAACAUAAGGCAUAGAAUAUCGAACGCGAGCCUUUUUCGUUACAGGGAAGAAGCGAGAGCCGCUAGAAUAUCCGCCAUGGUCAUAGUCAUGGCUUUGUUCUGUUGGCUUCCGGUUUUCCUCGUCUUUUCAAUAUAUUCCGAUUUGUGUUAUCGUAGAUUUUUACAUUUCCCAUACUACCUCGAUACAUUUUCGAUCGUUUUAUUAUUGACGUCUACCGUUCUGUCGCCAUUUUUGUUCGCUUUUAGAAACAGACAAAUCAAAAAAGAAAUUCGUAAAAUUUUUCAAUGUCUUUCUCCCGAUUCCGGUUGUACAAAAUCAUUUUACACGAAUAAUUUUUCCCUAAGUUUAAAAUCUCAAACCGUUCAACUUUUGACUGAACUUGGCAAGAGUACGAACGUUAAUCAAGAAAUGACAAACCGAACGGCGGAAUCUUCUACGACUUAG